Eremomyces bilateralis CBS 781.70 is the source of this 933-nucleotide messenger RNA. RefSeq lists its product as uncharacterized. Gene Ontology annotation, cellular component: mitochondrial outer membrane. Gene Ontology annotation, biological process: mitochondrion organization; lipid homeostasis. The transcript is spliced from 2 exons. NCBI's taxonomy places the organism in Eukaryota, Fungi, Ascomycota, Dothideomycetes, Eremomycetales, Eremomycetaceae. The record is from RefSeq and is a predicted model, not a curated record. Bases 1 to 933 code for a protein of 310 amino acids.
AUGGCGGAGGAAGGGCCUGCUGCGGCGGGCAUAGAUGGUUUACGAGAGUUGGAGCCCUCUCCAGUCGAGUCGCCGUCCAAGGAGAAGAAAGACGCUCCGUUGGUCGAGACAAGGCAAACACCAGCACACUUGCAUCCAAGUAGAUUAGGUCUAAACGGCAACCACGGCCCAUCAUAUUACCUCUCCCGCCUCCAACGCUACUCCUCCUACACCUUCACCGUUUUCGCUGCCCUCCACUUCACCAACACCGCCCUCAUCCCCCUCGCAGCCUCCUCCCUCUCCUCCGCAGACUCCUACCUCCUGCUCACCCGCCCCUACUAUCAAUCCCCCCUCGCCGAACCCCUCCUCGUCGCCCUCCCCCUCGCCACCCACAUCGCCGCCGGCCUCGCCCUCCGCCUCGUCCGUCGCGCCCAGAACCUCCGCCGCUAUGGUGCCGCGCGCUCCGACGAUGCGGGCUGGUGCGCACGCCUCGCGCAGGGGUGGCCGCCGCUGAACGGAAUCAGCAUUCUAGGGUAUGCGCUCGUGCCGAUGGUGGCGGGGCAUGCGUUCUUGAAUCGGGGGUUGCCGUGGAUCCAUGACGGCGGGAGCUCGAAUGUGGGUUUGGAGUACGUGGCGCAUGGGUUCGCGAAGCAUCCGGUGGUGAGCUUUGUGGGGUUUGCGGGGUUGGUGGGAGUGGCGGCGUGGCAUUUUACGUGGGGGUGGGCGAGGUGGUUGGGGUGGUCGCCGAGUGGUGUGGCGCCGGGUGUAGUGGAGUACCGGGCGCGGAGGAAGAGGAGGUGGUAUUUGGUAAAUGCAGUGAGUGUGGUGGUUGCGGGGGUGUGGAUGGCGGGGGGGUUGGGAGUCGUUGGUAGGGGAGGGGCGGCGACCGGGUGGGUGGGGAGGCAGUUUGAUGAUCUGUAUUCGAAGGUUCCGAUCGUGGGGAAGUGGCUUUGA